This is a messenger RNA of Ostrea edulis (European flat oyster), 1617 nucleotides long. Its product is annotated as dnaJ homolog subfamily B member 9-like. Bases 105 to 857 code for a protein of 250 amino acids. The transcript has 5 exons. The record is from RefSeq and is a predicted model, not a curated record. NCBI's taxonomy places the organism in Eukaryota, Metazoa, Mollusca, Bivalvia, Ostreida, Ostreidae.
CGGAUUAAUCACGGAUUGAACAAGUUGUGUAAGGCUUUUGUCAUAAAGGCCGGUGUAUAGCGUCAGGCAGAUGCUGCAUGUCACGGGGAUGAAGCGCCUAAGUUAUGGUUGAGUGCUUCUGUCCAGUACCUUGUAAGCUGUUACGCAAGAUAUCCCUCGCUCAGGUUCUUCUAACAAGAAGAUGUGCAUCAUUGCAAUCAAAAACCCAUUACCAAAUACUUGGAAUAAAGCAGACCGCAGAUGGCAGAGAGAUAAAGGCUGCUUAUAUAGCCCAGUGCAAAAAGUAUCAUCCAGAUCUUAAUCCAGGGGACUCGCAAUCCCAGCAGAAGUUUGUCCGCCUUCAAGAAGCCUACCUGGUGCUGAAUGACCCCAAGGAAAGAGCUCGCUAUAACAGACAGAUCUACAUGGCAUACCCCAAAUCAAAGCAAUGGAACUCCGUUCAUCAUAAACAGGAAACCACUGAUUACAAUUACUGGCAGCGUCAGGGUACAGAACAGGGCAAGUAUGGACAGUGGUCAAGUCAGGCCAGACAACAGGAGGAUUUGUAUGGUCAGUGGGCCAGACAGAGAAGGAAACCAGAGAAGGAUGAUUGGAUCAAACAACAUAGAAACAGCACCAACCACGGAGAUAGAAAGGACUACCCUCAUCAUCAUCACGCCUUCAAUCAUCAAAAACUCAACAACAUGCUCGGACCUUUUGCUUUUCUUGUGGAUGCUUUCAUUGAACAUAAACAAUCGUCGGAGGCGACUUUUCAGGACAUUUUCUUAGUAUUUACCUUGAUUAAUGUUUUCACGUUUUUUAUGUGUUUAUCAGGAAUUUACAUGUUGAAAGAGAUUACAUACAUAACAAAAAAGUGACAGAAGACAGUAGAUGACAAUGAACACCCUGACACUGACAGAAGACAGUAGAUAACAAUGAACACCCUGACACUGACAGGAAGACAGUAGAUGACAAUGAACACCCUGACACCCGGCACUGACAGGAGACAGUAGCUGAUAAUGAACACCCUGACACUGACAGGAGACAGUAGAUGACAAUGAACACCCCGGCACUGACAGAAGACAGUAGAUAACAAUGAACACCCUGACACUGACAGAAGACAGUAGAUGACAAUGAACACCCUGACACUGACAGAAGACAGUAGAUGACAAUGAACACCCUGACACUGACAGUAGCUGACAAUGAACACCCUGACACUGACAGUAGCUGACAAUGAACACCCUGACACUGACAGGAGACAGUAGAUGACAAUGAACACCCAGACAUGUAGAUGACAAUGAACACCCUGACACCCGGCACUGACAGGAGACAGUAGCUGACAAUGAACACCCUGACACUGACAGGAGACAGUAGAUGACAAUGAACACCCAGACACUGACAGAAGACAGUAGAUGACAAUGAACACCCUGACACUGACAGGAGACAGUAGAUGACAAUGAACACCCUGACACCCGGCACUGACAGAAGACAGUAGAUGACAAUGAACACCCUGACACUGACAGGAGACAGUAGCUGACAAUGAACACCCUGACACUGACAGGAGACAGUAGAUGACAAUGAACACCCUGACACUGACAGGAGACAGUAGCUGACAAUGGACACCCUGACACUGACAGG